Messenger RNA from Coregonus clupeaformis (lake whitefish), 801 nucleotides. RefSeq names its product alpha-2,8-sialyltransferase 8F-like. The record is from RefSeq and is a predicted model, not a curated record. NCBI's taxonomy places the organism in Eukaryota, Metazoa, Chordata, Actinopteri, Salmoniformes, Salmonidae. The transcript has 3 exons. Gene Ontology annotation, molecular function: alpha-N-acetylneuraminate alpha-2,8-sialyltransferase activity. The annotation marks the transcript as partial. Gene Ontology annotation, biological process: oligosaccharide metabolic process; N-glycan processing.
ACACCUCCCUCGCUUGUCCUCAGAUACCCUGACCUCCAGCGGAACCCUGGACCCCUGGUGGAACGCGUGUCAGUCUAUGGCCACGCCCAUCUGCUUCUCCACGCCUUCUCUUUUGGCUUUGGGACCACCUCCUGCUUCAAGGUGUACCACGCCCUUCGUAAGGCCCGCCCCCAACAGGAAGUGGAGUUCUUUCACCCAGUCUACCUGCUUGAGCUGGACAGGUUCUGGCGUCGCCGCGGGCAACGAGCCCCACGGCUCUCUUCUGGUAUGAUGCUGGCCAGCACUGCUCUGGAGAUUUGUGAACAGGUUCAUCUGUACGGCUUCUGGCCCUUCCGUCUGGAUCUAUCCCAAAAUACUUUGCCCCAUCAUUACUAUGACAACGUUGGUCCAAGUCACUUCAUGCACACCAUGCCUAAAGAGUUCCUGCUAUUACUACAACUCCACAGCCAGGGGGCGCUACAGCUACAUGUUGGACCCUGUACACCCUAACAAGCGGAUGGUCGGGGGGCAGGAACAUAAUUAUAACAAUUUGUACACUGCAAAUUGACCACAACUAAGCCCAAAAAGAGGUUGUAUUUGAAAAUAACAGUAAUUUCAUACCUUGAUUACACUGAGACACAGUAUGGGCCCCCAUUGACUUUGUUUGUCACUCUCACUCAGAUAUCAUUAACAUUUACAUUUUAGUCAUUUAGCAGACGCUCUUGUCCAGAGCGACUUACAUCAGCAAUUAGGGUUAAGGGCGUAAAUCAUUGCAAAAUCUGUAGCAUUGCAGGAAAUUAGCUUUAAAACGGCAAUAAUGUA